AUGCCCGCCUCCGGCGGGCUCACUGCGCUGCCGGCCUUGUGCGUGGCGCUGAUUGCUGGUCUGGACUGGCGAGCGAGCCCCCUUCGGCCUGGACCCGUGCCACCGAGUGAGGCUCUGGCGUGGCUCGACGGGGACGCCGACGCCGGCGUCGAGGCCUUGUCGGCGGCUCCGACUCCCACGGGGGAAGAGUGGUGCGCUGAUCUCCCUCGCGGUGCUCUCGCCCAAGUGAGCUGCGACGACGACGUCAAGGACCUCGAGCGGGUUGUCGAGCUGGUGGGUCCGCACUUCUACUGUUUCCUCUCGCCCGACGGCUACUGGUGGAAGGAGCUGCUCUCGGGGGCCUCACUGACCGACGGCCCGUCGGACGACGAGCGCAUCGCCGACGGGGGUGCCUCGCCUGCUGACGGCCGGAAGCUGUGCAGCUUCGGCGAGCGGACGACCCCUACUCGGCUCGUGGAGCUGGCCGACGGGUGCCGACUGGCGAUGGAGGCUCGCGGGCAGGCGGCUGCCGGGGGGCCCGCCCACGUGGAGCUCGCCUCUGGCAUGCUGCUGGAUGGCGGGGAGGUGUUCCCGUGGGCCGCGCCGCCGCGGCCGUCGCACCGACUCCGCGGGAAGCAGGGGCACGUCUGGGCGCUGACCGAGCCAGUGGUCGACCUGGACAUCGGCACGAUCGCGGACCCGUCGAACGAGACGCUCAUUGGCGCUGGAUUGGGUGCCCCCGGGCUUCGUCGCGGACGGGCGCUUCGUCUGGAGCUGGUGCCGCGGGGCGACGUGGCAGGCUGGGCGUCGCGCCGUGUGGCCGAGCUGGGCCGUCUCCUGGAGGUGGCAGUUCCCGUGGCGACGCUCGGCUCUUCUCCCCCAGGCGGUGUGCUGGAUGGCGCCGCUGCCAGCGGCGCUGAGGGCGCUCCCGCCCGGGAUGGCGUUCCGUCGACUGUUGCUUUGGCUGACGCCGCUCGAGAUGACACUCGCACGUUCUGGAUCGAGUGGGACGGCCAAGGGGGGCGGUACAAGGAGUUCAGAGAGGCCGCGAACGAGUCGGUGGACUGCGUCGAGGGCCACCAGCGUCAGGAGGGCGGCCUGGCUCGCCUGCACACCUGCAAGAUGAUGUACCACACGACGGGCACCCCUCGGAGUUGGCUCGAGAAGUUCUUGAGCGACAAGCACGUCGUGCACGCCGACCGGGUCGCCCUUGUGCCCUGGCCGCCGAUAGAGGCGCUCGAGGAGGCCGGAUCCUUCGACCAGGCUAACCUGGGGGGGCUCGCCCGCCUUGUGGUGGCCGAGCGCCGGCUCAACGUGACCGUGGGCGCCUACAAAUGCGCUGGUGCCCCCUCGUCCGCCACCGCCAAGUACUUGGCUCCGCUGGGCGAGUCAGACGAGUCGACGGCGCCGCCGCCGAGGAGCCACGUGGCCCGCCACAUGAAGGAGGACUGUGAGGUCGAGCAGUCCGUGAGGAAGGCCGAGGCUGCGGAUGCUCGUGUGGCGUCGGGAUCUGCUGCAACCCAGCCGGGCGCUGGGGGUGCCACCGCAAGGUCGCAGCACAGGACUCACGCUCGGCAGCACGAGGUGGAAUUGGUGAAUCGCGCCCUCCGCAGCUUGAACUGGUUGGCCGGCUUCAAGGGCGCGGCCGCUUCACCGAGUCCAGGCGCAACGACCCUGGACAAGCAUGCAGCCCUUCAGCAACACUUGCUUCGUGAAGCUCAUCGGCGACAGGCCGCAGCUCCGCAGGUGAUGCCGAAGGCGGAGGCAGCCCUGAGGGAGCUGCUCCGGGGGCAGUCCGUGUACGAGACGGACUUGGCCCCAAGGAACCUCGUCUCCUACCUGCCCAGCAAGGUCUCACUUCCCGACAGCGUGCUGGACUGCCGCUUCAUUGAGGAUAUCGUGAGCCCUGGGUGCCGCUCGUUCUUGGAGGAGAACCACAAGCGAAUGAGGUUGGAGCCGGAGUCAGUCAACUUCGACAGCAUGCUGCGGCUAUACAUGGACCCGGUGCUGAAGAGGAACCCCAAAUCCUACCGUACCUUUCUGCGAGAUCUUGCUGGACGCGGACUUCUUGGUGUAACAGCCAGGCCCGCCGAGUCGGUGGGCCUGUUUUUCGUGGCUAAAACGAACGGGGCACAGCGUAUGAUAAUUGAUGCGAGGCGGAGCAACGGCCACUUCAGAGCCCCGCCAGGCGUGCAGCUUCUCAGCAGUGAGGGUUUUGGCCGGAUCGAGAUCGAGUUGCCGCCUGAUGUUCUGCCCUCGUCAGUUGAGGGGCAGCGGCUCCUGGGCGCCUUCGCCGUCUACGUGGCCACCACCGACGUGAAGGACUGCUUCUACCGGAUGCGCGUGCGCGAGGACCUCGGCCGCUACUUCUGCCUGCCCGCCGUCCCCAAGUACGUGUUCGACGGCCUGCAGGUGGCCGGCGUCCCGGCGGAGACCCCGCCAGACGCUCCCGCGCGGCCCUACUUGGCCGUGCUGCCGAUGGGGUUCACGUGGUCGUUGUACCUGGCCCAGGCCGCGAAUGAGGACAGGGCGUGCCGAAGCCCCAGCCUGUGCAAGGCGAUGCCGGCUGGCAGGCAGCAGCCCCUGAUUCAGGACCAGGCCGACGCCUUCGUGCUUCGCGCCGCCUCGCGCGGGGUCGGGGGCGCCUACGUGCACGUGGACAACCUAGGCGCCGUGUCGGACGGCGCCGAUCUCAGCGAGAGGAUGGUGUCAGAAUGGGGCGAUCUUUUCGAGCCGGUCGGGCUGGCGCUCCACAAGUCAGAGUCCCACGGGGGCGCUGGCGAGGCUCUCGGCACCGAGCUUGACGGCGUCCGCCUUCGCUCGGGGAUCACCUCGAGCCGGUUUUGGAAGCUCGAGCGAGGCUUUAUUGGCCUUCUCGCUCGGGGACGUUGCAGCGGCCAGGCGCUUGAAAAAGUAAUUGGGCAUUGCGCGUUCUGCGGCCUGGCGGCUCGUGAGUCCCUGUCUAUCUUUCACACUGUCUAUAAGUUUAUUUCGGUUCAGUAUCUCGACGUGGGCCCGAUGUGGCCCGAAGUGGUCGAAGAGCUCGUAGCUUUUAGAGGGGUCCUUUUGCUUCUGGGCCGCGACUGGUGGCUGCCGUGGAACCCUUGCGUUUUAGAAACCGACGCCAGCCUAGCGGGCUGGGCGAUGGCCCAAAGCUUCUGGGACCCAGCUCAGGUCGCCGGCGUCGGUCGUGUCAGCGAGCGCCCCCGUUUCAAGCGUGUCGGUGCUCACUCCGCUCGGGAAUCCGCACCCACCUCCGCCCACCUCUUCCGUGACGAGUCAGGCGAGUGGAGAAGCCAGCUUCUAGGAGACGAUCCUCUUUCAGACGACUGGGAGGUCGUUGCGGAUUUUCCCGAAGUCCCCUGGCGGCUCCUCCGGGGCUCGGCCUGGAAAACCGUCCGGAAGGGGGUUUGGGGCCUCAGCGAGGGCAUUCUGGUGCUGGAGGCCCGGGCCUUGGUGAAGGCCAUCCGUAGGAGUCAGGACUUCAAGCUUCUGGUCCAGAUUCGGCGCUUCAACGCUUGCGCUCUUGCCCUUGGCAUCGCCCCAUAUUUUAGAUGGAUCCCUUCGGAGUUUAACCGGAGCGAUGCCGGGAGCCGCGAUCACUCGGAAGUCUCGUCCAGGAUCAGCAG
Molecule: messenger RNA, 3608 nt
Organism: Prorocentrum cordatum
Lineage: Eukaryota; Dinophyceae; Prorocentrales; Prorocentraceae
Source: the annotation of a GenBank genome assembly